Messenger RNA from Guyanagaster necrorhizus, 2013 nucleotides. Its product is annotated as cysteine proteinase. The transcript is spliced from 5 exons. Bases 235 to 1731 code for a protein of 498 amino acids. The record is from RefSeq and is a predicted model, not a curated record. Gene Ontology annotation, biological process: protein deubiquitination. NCBI's taxonomy places the organism in Eukaryota, Fungi, Basidiomycota, Agaricomycetes, Agaricales, Physalacriaceae. Gene Ontology annotation, molecular function: cysteine-type deubiquitinase activity.
CACAGUGGGGCAGCGGGACACUAGAGCCUGGGGACUCUAUAAUGAUGUACCCUGGGCAUGCUGGAGACUAAUGGAGGACGAUGCUGGAGCGCAAACAAUGUUGCCAAGUGCCAGAGGCUUUCGGCAGAAGCACAGCCAAACAUUGCCACCGGGGGGUCUCCGGGGUCUUUUCUGAUCAGGCGAGACCCCGAUUUGAGAAACCCCUCUUGAACAAUUACUACCAUCACCUCAACCAUGGGCUCUGCAAGGCGAAUACGCUCUCGAACGACUCGCUCGUCGAAAGCCAAGCUUUUGACCGAUCCGACUUCGUCCACUGCCGAAUUACAGAGUCAGCUGCGGUCACUGGGUCUCUAUGCAGCGCCCACUGUUGGUGACGGGAAUUGCCUUUUUCGCGCUCUUUCGGAUCAAUACUACGGCUCUCCGGCCCGACACGCCCAAGUGAGGCGCGAUGUGUGUGACUGGAUUGCUCAGCACCGUGAACGGUAUGAGGGUUUUGUAGACGUGGAUGAGUUCGGGAGUGGGAAGGAAGGCUUGGAAGGGUAUCUGCGGGGUAUGCGGGAGAAUGCUACCUAUGGCGGCCAUAUGGAGCUCUCGGCGUUUGCGCAUCUUACGAAGCGGAACAUUAAAGUCGUUCAGCCCGGCCUGGUCUAUGUCAUUCAAUGCGAAAGCCCCAAAACGCUGCAUGCUCCUGCAUCCAUCAUCAAACAAGAGGAGGGAGAGCAGGUGAUGAACCUUGAUGGAUUGAACGAUCGCGACCGUAGGAAGAUACGGCGGGACAGGAGGCGCACUGACGGUGUCGAGGAAGAAUGUGACCCCCCGGAUGGCGAAGACAGUACUAGCGGGCCAACAAUUUAUGUUGCCUACCAUGACUGGGAACAUUUCUCUUCUAUCCGUAACCUUCGAGGUCCCCAUGUUGGGUUGCCAUGUAUUCAAGAAACACAGGUAUCCGAUGAAGACGGCGAUAUCAUUCCCUCUACAACGAUAUCGAAGAAUGCAAAGAAGCGGGAAUUAAAGAAUGCAAUGAAGAGGAAGACCGUGGGUAAAGUUAAACUGCGCCUCUCUCAUCCUUCACCAGCCGAUCCCAGUCAAGUCCCUCUGCCCGUCACGCCAGCACGUUCGGUUUCUCCUGCUUCGACAUAUACACCACCUCCACCAUCGACCUCACCCACUCCCGCUCCUCCUAAUCUCAAUUCAUUACCACCGCCUGCCCGGCUUCAACGGUCGCCCAAGCGGUCAUUCGACGAGACGUCAGUUUCUGGCUCAUCGGAAACUACAGACACCGCAAAGUCUCAAGAAGAGGAUGAGCGCGAAGGGCGAGCCAAACGAACACGUACCAGCUCCUUUAUCCAAAUGACGAUCAUUGACGAUUUCGACGAGCCGUUGUCUGAGCUUUCUUCGUCCGAAUCAGAAGACGAUGACGAUGAGCAGUCACCUCCACGUACUACGCCUUCAUUAUCACCUGCAUCCUCUGCGGCUUCAUCCUCGGAGUCAUCAUCACCACGAGGUUCACCUGCACCCAUCGGUGCGGAGAAACCAAUGACACGGCGACAACGGAAGCGAUUGGGGUUACCCAAGAGCCGCCCAAGUGCUGGAAAGAUCAUCAUCCCCGGAGGACGGUAUGUCCCUAGGAGUGUUGUCCAGGUGACCAAUAUUGAUGUGGAAGAUGAGGAGUGGCGGCGUAAUGGCAGCGGACGGGUCGACGUAAGAGGGUUCCGAGAGCUGAAGAUAUAGGGCCUGCGGGACAGGUCGCUGGUGUAUUACUGUUUUUUUUCUCUUCGCUCAACUCACGCACCGUCCAAAUCUUUGUUUCCAUCAUUGCAUUUGCAUUACAUCCUGAAUGGACUUCUUUCGUUCUAGCACAUUUGUUACUUAUUUUUCAAUUUUGUUCAUACAUUUACAAGUAUCAUCAGCAGUACAAUAGUAUUUUUAGAGGCACGCAACAAUCACGACUUUAUGAGCAGUGUAUUCAUUAUGCGCUCAGAGUAGAUUUAAGAAAUUAGCGCGGAAAAUGGG